CGUGGCGCACCCAGCGGAAGUGGCCGUGUUGCGACGGAAGGAGAUGCUUUGUGGGAGCUGCCGGCGCUGAAGAAACGUGGCCGGCGAAGAUGAUUCAAGCGAUUCUGGUUUUCAACAACCACGGGAAGCCGCGGCUGGUCCGCUUCUACCAGCGUUUCCCAGAAGAAAUUCAACAGCAGAUUGUUCGAGAGACCUUCCAUCUAGUUCUCAAGCGAGAUGACAACAUCUGUAACUUCUUGGAAGGUGGAAGUUUGAUCGGUGGCUCUGACUACAAGCUGAUCUACCGGCACUAUGCCACACUCUACUUUGUGUUCUGUGUGGAUUCGUCAGAGAGCGAACUUGGAAUCUUGGACCUCAUCCAGGUUUUUGUGGAGACCCUGGAUAAGUGUUUUGAAAAUGUUUGUGAAUUGGAUUUGAUCUUCCAUAUGGAUAAGGUGCACUACAUCCUUCAGGAGGUGGUGAUGGGUGGGAUGGUGUUGGAAACCAACAUGAAUGAAAUCGUCGCUCAGAUCGAAGCUCAAAACAGGCUGGAGAAAUCCGAGGGUGGCCUUUCAGCAGCUCCUGCCCGGGCCGUGUCUGCUGUGAAAAACAUCAAUCUACCGGAGAUUCCUCGGAACAUCAACAUUGGUGAUCUCAACAUCAAAGUCCCCAACCUGUCCCAGUUUGUCUGAGGGUCCAUGGCUACUGAACUGUAGUCCUUGAAGCAAGCCAAGCCACUCCUGCCACAGAGCCCACUCUGAGCCUUAGAAGGGUCAGGCCCCGGGUCCUGCCCCCUGCUGCUGUUGGGGUGCUGGUGGAGUUGGGGGUGGAGGGUGUCCCAGGUUCAUGGCUAGCAUGGGCUUGGUUUUCACAUGUGACACCUGCCGGCCUGUGAUACAUGUGGCCACUGCAGAUGUGGGAGGACCCUGGCUUCCUCUGUGGGAUCCGUGUGCCCAAACCACUCAUACCUUUACUUCCCACAUGUAGCCAAUUCAAGGGACCAGGCACUGUCUGGGGGCCCAUCUGCUUCCUAGAACCCACCACUAGGACAUUCUCUGCCUAGAGUCUUCAUCCUUAGCACCGUCAGGCUUCGGAGAUCCUGUGGCAUUCACUCUUGCUGACGAGGUGCCGAAGCUAGAACAGGGCCAACCCCUCAGUUAGGGUAUGUGGUCAAUGGCAAACAAGGGCCGAGUUUGAUGAGAACCAGAAUUACCCCCUGGCUCUAUUAGGGUUUUCAUGCCCAGAAGCCUUUUUAUAGGCAAGUUUCCUGGUUCCCACCGCCUUCAGAAUAUGUUUCCCUCACUGCCACAGUCCUAGCUCUGUUCACAGAGGACGGAACCCAGAUCAUGAACCUGGUGCAUGCUAGUAGGGAGAGCACCCGCUUCCCCAUGGCCGUUUCUCCAGCACAGCCACAAGGCCCCUCACCAAAGUGGGGAGGCCCCAUGUCUGUGGAAGGCAAAGCUGACAAUGUGUAGAAUAUCUCAGAUUUAUGACUCUUUGCAGAUUUAAAUACAUUCUUCUCAUGAGGAACAGACAGAUCAGUUGCUGUGUUGUAAAUGAUGAGUCUCCAUACAGGAAGGCCACUGCCUUUUGCGCCUGCUUGUGGGGCAGGAGAGCCUGAGCUGGGAUCACUCGUUCUAGAACUGGCACGGGGAAGGCUGGGGCCACGGGGAGUGUGCUAGCUGAGCCUGGUGGGAGCGCAGCAUCUUCUCCCUCGUGUGGGAGGAGCCCCUCCCUGAUCUCUGCCUCUGGGCCCGCUCUGUGCCCCCCCAGGUGACAUCCUCCCAUGGAAAGGUGCACAUUUUCACGUGUGAUAAGUCUUUAUUUCUGUGGUUAACUUAGAGCUCAAACUGCACCUUAGAGUAAUGCCUCUUCUACACUGCCUCGGGGACCAGGACUCCGGACCUUUGGGAGCUCACUGCAUUGUCACGGCACAGUCUCCCAGCCUGGGGAUUUCUCGUGCCUGCUGGCGGGGGCCCAGACUGUUCGCCUGUCUCCUGCUGCUGCUGCUGCUGCAGAGCCCAUCUUAGAUGGCGCCCAUAGGAUUGCCAUGCUCUGUGCUUAGUGCCCGGUGUUCCCCGAAGCCUCUUCUUGUCACCCUUUCAGGCCUUACCUGACCGCCUCGGAGACGGGUGUGGUGAUCAGAAGGUUGGCCCUCUUCUGUCCGAAGGAGAUGGAGGUUAUCUGAUGUCACUGCUGAUGGCAUUCUUUGAAGGCUUAAUUUUUUUAAAUGGGCAUUUCAGGAUAUUCACAUCCCUCUCUCACAUUUGCUGAACGUGGAAUAAGAAAGGACGAAAAAGACUGGUGUUUACUUUACACAUACUGUAAGGCGGUGAGCAAGACCCUUCCACAGUCCUUACAAGAGACAUUAUUGGCUCCGUUUUGCAGGUGAAGAGAGUAAGACUCAGAUCAAGUAACCUGCUUUUGGUCACACAGGACUAAGAAUUGAGACUCUGCUUGCCUAAAUCCGAAGUCCAUUUUCUUCACUGUUCAAUGGCUUUUCCAGAUUUAAUCCUCUUUGUUAUACAUAAGGAAGCCGAGCCUGGUUUGCUCACAGGGCCAGUGACAGUGUCUUAGAGGGCAAGCACUGGAGACCCCUUAUGUGCUCUGUUGGGCUGAUGAGGGAACAGUAGACCAGAGUGUUAAGUGUUGUAUUGAGAGUCACAAAGCUAGAACCUAGUCAUUUUUUUGAGUUCCUUUCUUCGUUUUGUGGUUUCAUGUAUUACUUCAGGACAGUUGGAUGUCCUGCAUUUCCCGGGACAACCUUCCAAUGUUCUUAGCUGCCAGAGACCGUUGGUUUCUGCUCUGUUCCCACAAACUACUGACGGGUCGCAUAGACCCCCAGCAAGUCAGCACCCCAGUCCCCUCCCAGACAGCCUCUAAAAGUGGCCUAAAACUUCAGCCUGUUGUUUUAUUGGAAAGCUCCAUCCCUUUGGACAAACCACAGUAAUUGUUCAUUAAAUACUUGAGGUUGCCUGCAAAUCCAGCUAGACCUAGUGCCUGCUACCAGCAAAACCAUAAAUUUCUUUUUUUUUUUUUUAAUUAAAAGGAAAUUGUAUGCUUUUUUUGAAGAAGGAUACAGAUUCUGCUGCUUGAGAGAUGUGAGUUUUUGAAAAUAGGGUCUGGGUCUAAAUUUGGGAGUUCCUGGCCCUGCACAGUUUACACGGAGGGUUUCCUGAAGUACUGGGUUUCCAGUGCUCACUGCCCCUAAUUAAAAUCUGAAAUUCUUCUGUGA
Messenger RNA from Mustela lutreola (European mink), 3214 nucleotides. It is a transcript of the gene AP3S2, whose product is annotated as adaptor related protein complex 3 subunit sigma 2. Gene Ontology annotation, cellular component: AP-3 adaptor complex; membrane coat; intracellular membrane-bounded organelle. The transcript has 6 exons. Lineage: Eukaryota; Metazoa; Chordata; Mammalia; Carnivora; Mustelidae. The record is from RefSeq and is a predicted model, not a curated record. Bases 90 to 671 code for a protein of 193 amino acids. Gene Ontology annotation, biological process: Golgi to vacuole transport; intracellular protein transport.